AUGUGGAUUCUCAGAAGAAAUGGCCCGUCUGGGUUUUCUUCUUCUUCCACGGCCGAAGAAGUCACCAAUGGAAUAGAUGGUUCUGGCCUCACUGCCAUUGUUACAGGGGCGUCGAGUGGUAUUGGUUCAGAAACUGCACGUGUUCUUGCGUUGCGUGGCGUGAAUGUUAUAAUGGGCGUCAGGAACAUGGCUGCUGGAAAAAAAGUUAAAGAAGCAAUAGUUAAGGAAAUUCCUGCUGCCAAAGUUGAUAUCAUGGAGUUAGAUCUCAGUUCUUUGGCAUCUGUCCGAAAUUUUGCAUCAGAGUUCACUUCCACAGGUCGUCCUUUGAACCUUUUAAUUAAUAAUGCAGGAACGGCAACUCCAUUCAAGCUCUCUGAAGACAACAUCGAGCUGCAUUUCGCUACAAAUCACUUGGGUCAUUUUCUUUUAACGCAUUUGUUAAUAGAAACCAUGAAAAAAACAGCUCGUGAGAUGAAGAUAGAGGGAAGAAUUGUGAAUGUUUCAUCAGAGGCACACCGCUGGACUUAUAAAGAAGGAAUACGUUUCAAUAGACUCAAUGAUGAAAAAGGGUACAAGACCUGUGCUGCGUAUGGCCAGUCGAAACUAGCUAAUGUACUCCAUGCUAAUGAGCUGGCGAGACGAUUAAAGGAAGAUGGAGAAGAAAUAACUGCAAAUUCACUUCAUCCUGGAGCAAUUACAACCAAUCUUUUCCGUAACUCCGGUGUUUUUAAAGGUGUUAUAAGCAUAAUUGGUAAAUUUGUGUUAAAAGACAUUCAACAGGGGGCAUCAACAACCUGUUAUGUGGCAUUGCAUCCACAAGUGAAGGGGAUAAGUGGUGAAUAUUUUUCAGACAAUAACUUGGCCAAACCAAGUUCAAAGGCUGCAGACACGGAUUUGUCAAAAAAAUUAUGGGAAUUUAGCAUGGAUUUGAUUAAGUAA
This is a messenger RNA of Fraxinus pennsylvanica, 939 nucleotides long. The record is from the annotation of a GenBank genome assembly. NCBI's taxonomy places the organism in Eukaryota, Viridiplantae, Streptophyta, Magnoliopsida, Lamiales, Oleaceae.